UGACAACUUUUUUUCCCCUCUUUCCUUUGUUAUAAGGACUUGCUGUGGAGGGAGAAAGGAUACACCAGGAAACGUAGGUGAUGUAAAAAAAAAUGGUAAUAACGUUUUAUUUUAAAAACCCACAAGUAACAUUUACUGGAGCGUGUAAGGUGCAGAGGCCAUCUCCAGGUGCAGAACUCCCCGGAGCUCCGCCCGUUUCCGGGGCUGGAACUGCCACGGCAGGGUUUUAGCCCUGGCCCGAACUCUAGAGACUCGGGCGCCCCACUUCCUGCUCCUGAGAUGCAGCGACUCCCCGCUCUGGCCUCCUUGUGCAUGGUGCCUGCGAGUUCCGGGCAGGGGCUGCCCCGCUACGUGUGCUACUGGGAGGGCCCAACGGAACCCGCCGAGACCCGCGCUUACAACCUCUAUGUGACUGAUGCCCUGGAACUCUGGAACACCAGCUUCACCCCGGAAAGUCUGGAGAAACACAAAGCCCAGCAUGGCCUGGAUGGGGCUGAGGACUAUUCGGUGUGGUUCAGGGUUGCCAGUGAUCGGCACACCGUAUCUUUGACGUUGAAGGAUGAUAGCAGCGCUUACCUGACUAUCUCCAGGGGAGCAGAAACUCUGACCUUUGAGCUUUCUAAGGUGCCCAGCCUUGAAGCAGCCCCACAGCUCCAGGCACUGAUGCUGGGAUUGGCAGAGCAAGCAUGCAGACUGGAGAAGCAGCUGGCAGCUUUGAAGGAUGAGAGCCCCAGCCCCAGAAAGAAAUCUCAGCCAGGUGGGCAGCAGCUGUUUUUGCCAGAUCCAGAUUCUCGAAGAAGUGCCCCAGGCCCUGUGAUGAGGAAAUGGAUGCCAGGAGAGUCUCUUAUCAAUCCUGGCUUUAAGAGUAAGAAGCCAGCCAGUGGAGUGGACUUUGAUGCUGUCUAAGACAUGAUGCGUCCUGUGUGAGGUUCCUGCCUCCCUGGAAAUGAAGACUUCAGGAGCAGCAGGAAGCUCCCGGGAAGCCAAUAGGCUCCUGAGUCUUGCAGGACAGAGAAAAGAGGAAGGGCCAAGUUGGCCCUGUCCAGAGGAGGGAGUGAUUCAUCCAGUCUGACAGCUGGCUCCCUAAUCAGCCGCUCUCCUGGAGCAAAGCAAAAUAAAUCCACUAAUAUUUAUUGUCA
This is a messenger RNA of Monodelphis domestica (gray short-tailed opossum), 1139 nucleotides long. RefSeq names its product PAXX non-homologous end joining factor (gene PAXX). Lineage: Eukaryota; Metazoa; Chordata; Mammalia; Didelphimorphia; Didelphidae. The record is from RefSeq and is a predicted model, not a curated record. Gene Ontology annotation, cellular component: site of double-strand break; nonhomologous end joining complex; nucleus. Gene Ontology annotation, molecular function: molecular adaptor activity. Gene Ontology annotation, biological process: double-strand break repair via nonhomologous end joining.